AUGAAGGACCGACUGGAACAACUAAAAUCGAAGUCAGAUCAAACUGCCGAUGAUGUGGAAAUUCCGAUGGAAAAUAAGGAAUUUAUGGAUGAGUUCUUUGCUCAGAUUGAAGAAAUCCGCACCAGUAUUGACAAGAUUGAUGAAAAUGUAGUGGAGAUAAAGCGACUGUAUUCUGUUAUUCUCUCUGCACCAACGUCAGAGCAGAAGACACAGGAUGAAUUGGAAGCAGUUACCAAUGAGAUAAAGAAAUUGGCCAACAAUGCUCGCAAUAAACUAAAAAGCAUUGAGCAGAAUUUGGCAGCUAACACCGAGGAGAGGGUUUCAGCUGAUGUGCGGAUAAAAAAAUCUCAGCAUGCCAUUCUUGCGAAGAAGUUUGUAGAGGUGAUGACCAAAUAUAAUGAAGCCCAAGUGGAGUUUAGAGAGAAGAGCAAAGGACGCAUUCAAAGACAGCUGGAGAUCACUGGAAAAGCCACUACUGAUGAGGAACUGGAGGAAAUGCUGGAUGGAGGGAACGCUGCGGUUUUCACAGCAGGAAUUAUGGAUUCUGGAAUAUCUAAACAGGCCCUGAGUGAGAUCGAGGCAAGACACAAAGAUAUCAUGCGGCUGGAGAGCAGCAUAAAAGAGCUUCAUGACAUGUUUGUGGACAUUGCGGUGCUGGUGGAGAAUCAGGGAAGCAUGAUUGACAGGAUUGAGAGCAACAUGGACCAGUCUGUGGGUUUUGUGGAAAGAGCUGUGGCUGACACUAAAAAAGCUGCCAAGUUCCAACAGGAAGCGCGCAGGAAAAAGAUGAUGAUCAUGUUGUGUUGCACAAUUCUUGCGGUCAUCGGAGGCUCUCUGGUCUACAGCUGGCUGACAUAG
Molecule: messenger RNA, 858 nt
Organism: Danio aesculapii
Lineage: Eukaryota; Metazoa; Chordata; Actinopteri; Cypriniformes; Danionidae
Gene: stx3a
Product: syntaxin 3a
Exons: 10
Coding region: 1-858 (285 amino acids)
Biological process (GO): synaptic vesicle fusion to presynaptic active zone membrane; intracellular protein transport; exocytic insertion of neurotransmitter receptor to postsynaptic membrane
Cellular component (GO): postsynapse; synaptic vesicle; plasma membrane
Molecular function (GO): SNAP receptor activity; SNARE binding
Source: RefSeq, a predicted model, not a curated record